AUGAUUUCGAGGAUAAAUUGUAAUUUUCCUGUUUGUGAGGGCGCAGAAGCACAGAGCGACACACACUCGCUCUUGUCGCCGCCUGCGAGGCACUCAAUUCGUGGAGGACCCAAGUCGACGUCACUGUUCUGCAGUCCAAAGCUUGAGGACGUCAGGCGAUUAAUGUGCGCUCGCACCCAGUCGGGCGACCAGUGCGAGGUCGAUCUUCAAGCGAAAUAUCUGCGGACUCAAACUGGAGCAAACGGAGACGCUCCAGCGGAAUACUACAUCUCUCUUGAACACAGCACAGAUAUGAGCGGUGAGGUCGCACGCAAUGCAGGAAUUUGCGGAAAAUCAUGGUUCGAAUUUGAUUCUGGUUAG
Molecule: messenger RNA, 360 nt
Organism: Necator americanus (New World hookworm)
Lineage: Eukaryota; Metazoa; Nematoda; Chromadorea; Rhabditida; Ancylostomatidae
Exons: 2
Coding region: 1-360 (119 amino acids)
Source: RefSeq, a predicted model, not a curated record